GUGUGUACGACAUGCGUAUAUUGUUAGUGCGUUUUUAUAUUCGAAUGUGGAUUAGCCCUCGGGCUUGGGCCGGUCGCCUGUAGGCGCAUGUCGAAGUAUAAAAAGUGUCGCGGGUCAGUAAAUGUCAUAGUCCACCAUCGACGAUCACAUCAGCAACAAUGGCCGCUAAGUUCGUCACUAUCCUCUCCCUGGCCGUGGCCGCGUCCGCGAUCCCGUUGGUGCCCCUCGCGAAGGUGGCCUACGAGGAGGCGCCCGCCCACUACGAGUUCCAGUACUCCGUGGCGGACCACCACACCGGCGACAUCAAGCAGCAGCAGGAGUCGCGUGCCGGCGACGCCGUGCACGGCUCCUACUCGCUGCUGCAGCCCGACGGCGUGCAGCGCAUCGUGGAGUACACCGCCGACAAGGAGCACGGCUUCAACGCCAUCGUCCGCUACGAGGGACACCCCACCGAGGCGCCCCACAAGGUCGCCCUCGCCCCCGUCGCCAAGCUCGCCUACGCCGCUCCCGUCGCCAAGAUCGCCUACGCCGCUCCCGUAGCCAAGGUAGCCUACGCUGCCCCCGUAGCCAAGGUCGCCUACGCCGCCCCCGUCGCCAAGGUCGCCUACGCCGCCGUCCCCGCUCAUGUCUCCUUCUCUUCCCCCGUCAUCUCCUACCACCACUAUCUAGUGGUGGUAGGAGAUGACGGGGGAAGAGAAGGAGACGUGAGCGGGGGCGGCGGCGUAGGCGACCUUGGCUACGGGGGCAGCGUAGGCGACCUUGGCUACGGGGGCAGCGUAGGCUACCUUGGCUACGGGGGCAGCGUAGGCUACCUUGGCUACGGGAGCGGCGUAGGCGAUCUUGGCGACGGGAGCGGCGUAGGCGAGCUUGGCGGAGGGGGCGAGGGCGACCUUGUGGGGCGCCUCGGUGGGGUGUCCCUCGUAGCGGACGAUGGCGUUGAAGCCGUGCUCCUUGUCGGCGGUGUACUCCACGAUGCGCUGCACGCCGUCGGGCUGCAGCAGCGAGUAGGAGCCGUGCACGGCGUCGCCGGCACGCGACUCCUGCUGCUGCUUGAUGUCGCCGGUGUGGUGGUCCGCCACGGAGUACUGGAACUCGUAGUGGGCGGGCGCCUCCUCAUCACAACCUUCUUCUGCAUGGUAGCAGCGGCCGCGGCCGUGGUCGUGGAGGUCGCCCCCGCGGCAGUCCAGGUCGCGCCCGCCGCCAAGGUGGUCUACGAGGAGCCCGAAGCCCCCGCCCAGUACGAGUACGAGUACUCCAUCCAAGACCAACUCACGGGAGACUCUAAACAAGCCAAAGAGAACCGCAAUGGAGAUGCUGUCCACGGAUUCUACUCUCUCGUUCAGCCCGAUGGUGUGCAGCGCAUUGUUGAGUACACUGCUGAUAAGAUCCACGGGUUCAACGCUGUGGUUCGCUACGAGGGAGUGCCCCAGAAGGUCGCGUACGCGGCUGCCCCCGCUCCGGUAGCCUACGCUCAGCCGGUUGCCAAAGUUGCCUACGCCCCUGCGCCAGCCCCAGUGGCUUAUGCCCAACCUGUCGCCAAAGUAGCGUACGCUCCUGCACCAGCUCAAGUGACUUAUGCUCAACCUAUUGCCAAAGUAGCGUAUGCUCCGGCGCCGGCACCAGUGGCCUAUGCCCAACCUGUCCCCAGAGUAGCCUACGCUCCUGCGCCUGCUCAAGUGGCUUAUGCUCAACCAAUUGCUAAAGUAGCUUACGCCCCGGCGCCAGGUCCCGCUGUAACCUACUCGCAACCCAUCGCGUACGCGCAACCAGCUCACGUGGCCUACGCCCAGCCCGUCGCUAAAGUCGCGUACGCACCUGCUCCCGUGGCGUACGCCCAAGCCCCGGCCGCUCACCACGUGGCCUACGCGCCGGCCCCUCAAGCCUACCCCGCCCACGUCGGCCAUGUCACGUACUCAUCGCCAUCUGUCUCAUACCAACAUUAAGUAAUUGUUAAGUUAGUAAGUAUUUAUUUUAAUACAUCACUAUAGCCAAUUGAUCGAA
Molecule: messenger RNA, 2001 nt
Organism: Cydia splendana
Lineage: Eukaryota; Metazoa; Arthropoda; Insecta; Lepidoptera; Tortricidae
Exons: 4
Coding region: 159-1943 (594 amino acids)
Cellular component (GO): extracellular matrix
Source: RefSeq, a predicted model, not a curated record